AUGUGUGCGAACACGGAGAGAGAGAGAGAGGAGAGAGUCUGUGCAGAGACGGAAGGGCGAAAGAUGGCCACAGGUAAAGGUACAACAGAAGACCAGCAACGACCGUUGGGCAUGGACAAAGCAAAACGGUACAAGGAUGCAGGUUCAGACGCGGGCGUGCCAAAACCAAACUACCCGCCUCAAGAUACAAAGCGGCAACGGAAGGCUGUGUACUGCGAAUCUGGAUGGCCGCUCUUGAUGCGAACGGCGACCAAGUGGGUGUGCUCGGCGCUUGUCUGCAGCCGGAUCGAAUAUGCAGUGCCGGUAGAGGAGGGCGAUGCAAAUGUGAGAGGAGGUGAUGAGGAGUCGGAAAAGAGAGGAGAGAAGACGGAGAGAAGACAGAAUGGAGAGAGGGGAGGAGAUCAGGGGAGAACUUAG
Molecule: messenger RNA, 417 nt
Organism: Sporothrix schenckii 1099-18
Lineage: Eukaryota; Fungi; Ascomycota; Sordariomycetes; Ophiostomatales; Ophiostomataceae
Exons: 2
Coding region: 1-417 (138 amino acids)
Source: RefSeq, a predicted model, not a curated record